CUGAACGCUACAGGCGUUAGGACGUUAUGUGAUCGGUUUCUUCACGUUUCCGUCCUCUCGCGACGCGUUAAACUUGUGUUUUUUUAGACCCGAGUGGACUUCGUUAUCCGUUAUCCGUAGUUAUCGAGUAUUUAGUUGUCGUCGUUGUUGUUUUAAUCGUUAUUUAUACGGCUCCGUUGAUAAGUUGCGUGCGCGCGCGCUCUUGUUGACGGUUGACACAGUGAAGUGAGGUAAAGUGUCUCAGAGCUGAAGGGAUGGUGGACAACUCCAACAGCGGCAAGACUCAUAUGGAGAGCAGUUUAGGAGGCAGCGUUUACCCUCAGGGAGGUGCAGCGGGGGUGAAGCUCGAAGCCGUGAUGGAGCAUUUGCAGCGGCAGCAACAAGCACGUUUGGAGAUGGAGCGCAAGGAGCGGCGUCUGCGUGACGCUCAUCUGAUGUACGCUCAACAAGUGGCCGCUCAGCACACUAUCCUGGCAGCAGCUCGGGCAUCUUCAAUGGGCAAUAGCGGAAAGGCCCAGGGGCACGUGGAGAGGCUGGACGAAGUCACUCGGGGCAGGGACUCGGGCGACGACGACGAAGACAUCGAUGCUGAUAACGAUGAUGAAGAGGAACCGAUGGCCAACGAAGGCAGCGAGGAGGAGGAGGAAGAUGACGACAGCCCAGUGAGUGGGCUGGAGUUUUUGCGGAAGCAGACGCUGGCGCUACAACAGAGUGCCUUAGCCAGGCAGUUUACAGGUUACUCAGCCAGCACUGCGGCAGGAACCAGAAUUCAGAGAGAUGACGCGUCUCCCAUCAGAGUCAAACAGGAGCCGGAGGAAGACCUUUCACCUGCUGGUCCGCAAACGGCCGCAUCUCCAAAUGAACAGGCCGACUGGGGCUACGAUGAACACAUUAAACAGAAUGGCAGUGGUGUGUGGAGUGAGGAAACAGACAGCAACAGAUCGAGAGGAGAAGCUUCCAGAGACUUUGCCAAGUUGUAUGAGCUGGACAGUGACCCCAACAGGAAAGAGUUUCUGGAUGAUCUCUUCACCUUCAUGCAGAAACGAGGAACUCCAGUAAACCGAAUCCCCAUAAUGGCCAAGCAGGUGCUGGAUCUCUACAUGCUCUAUAAGUUGGUGACAGAGAAAGGAGGCCUGGUGGAAGUCAUCAACAAAAAGAUCUGGAGAGAAAUCACCAAGGGCCUGAACUUACCCACCUCCAUCACCAGCGCUGCCUUCACACUCCGCACGCAGUAUAUGAAGUACCUUUACCCAUACGAGUGUGCACGCAAAAGCCUGAGCUCUCCCAGCGAGCUGCAGGCCGCCAUCGACAGCAACCGACGCGAGGGGCGUCGCCCCAGCUACAGCAGCAGCCUGUUCCGUUUUAGCUCCUCCCCCAGCCCUGGCCCUCACAUUCUCUCACCUCCCAAAAUGCACCUGGCUGCUUUGAGUGCCGGAGCUACAGCGGCACUGAAUGGCCUUCAGGGGGCAUCAGCAUCUUCAAUCAAGGCUUUGGAAGAUGCCUCUCCGUCAUUGCUGGCUCGUUCCCCAGCCAUGGCUCUGGCUCUGGGACCACAGCAGAUGGCAGGACUGGCUCGGGCGGCCACACUCGAGCAGCUGAGGGAAAAACUGGAGACCGGCACCGGACUUGGAGUCUCUGAGGGGCCGGAGAGGAAGAUGGCACGUCUGGCCGAGGAGCAGCAGAGACUCAUGCAGCAGGCACUUCAGCACAACCUGCUAGCCAUGGCGUCCCACAUGCCCAUGAACCUGCGCAUGGGUCUGACACCAAAAGAAGAUAAAAACGACCUGGCCUUGAGCAUUUCCUCCACAGGGUCUUCCAGCAUCAGCGUAUCUGUAGAGGUCAACGGCGUCGUCUACUCAGGAACUCUGUUUGCUCAGAAGCCCGUGUCAGUGGCCGUGUCUUCUGCAACCAACAUGUCGUCCGUGACGCCCAACACCACCUUUACCUUCCCCAGCCACAGCCCGUCCUCCUCUUCCUCCAAAGGUCCCAGCUCAGCCGAGCCGUCCACCAGCGGAUCGCCGUAGGACGAGUCGUCUUCCUGCCAGGCUUCAGCCUCCUCCAGGCCUUCGGCACGAACACAACAACUUACCCUCACACAGAUGUUUUAAAAAAAUCAGACUGUUACACAACCAGUACCUCAUUUACUUCCUGUCAGCCUUGGCUGUCUAUACAGGUUUAGACAUAUUUAAAACACACACACACACAAUUCAUCGUAACAAACACUGUGCUAAGUAAAACGCUAAACGCAAUCAUGACAUUCAGCCAAAAUCAAAUGACAGGUGUUCAUUACAGGACUUGAAGCUUUUUAUUUAGCAGAAAAAAUGCUAUUUUGUUUGUUUUAUGUUUUUUCCUCUCUUUUCCUGCAGAUUGAGCAAUCUGCCUUGGUUAAAUAUUACUAUAACAUCUUAACCUCAGGAGCUGUAGUGAAUGCUCCAUCCGAGUGAGUUUUAUUUUUUAUUUUCAGAAUCUUUUUGAAUUCCUCCGAUUUAUUUUUUCUCACCUCAUCGUGUUGCUAUACGUUCAGUUCAACAACCUCAUAACCAGCAGCUGCGUUGUAACUACGUGUGUGCUCAGCGUGAGCCGCGUCGCUCACGUGUCCUCCUGCGUACCUUUUAUACUCAGGGAAGUUUAAACGUGAUGUCCACUAGAGGGCACAUCACAGCCGACGCAUCCCUGUUUCUCAGGUUUCCAUGUCGAUCCAUUUCAGAAUCAAACCCUAACCUUAAUAAUGAUGUACCAAAUUAGCGAACGUGAUUAGAGAGACGGUUCUCUUUAUCUACACCCUUUCCAGCGUGAACGACUACAGGAGCCGUGGUGCACACACGUAAGUGCAGGUAUAAACACAGGCUUGGAUCUGAUUACAGAUGUUACAGCUGCAAAACGAGCCAAAGCUAUGACUUGAAUGACACACAGCUGGAUGGAAGCUGUGAUAACGGUGCGCAUUCACACUGAGCACUGCUUUUCAGAACAGUGCCUCAGAAACAAAAUACCUCAAAGCGGUCACUAGACACAGGGAAAUGUAGAAUACAGUAGGUGUGUGGUGGUGUGCAGUGUUCCUGUACAGUGCUACUCAUCUCAUCUCUUCCAGCCUGUAGCCUCAGGCAGGCUUUUGACUUGACUUCACUUCACUUUAGGCCUUGAACAGUUUCUGACAUCACAAUCUACCUCAUCACUUUCUUUCAUUUGUCUGUUAUUAGGAUUUCUAGGUAAGGCAGCACAGAGUAGCUCAGAUAAAUUGUCACUAUAUGCUGUAGGACAAUCACCGAAAGUGGCGUCAUGGCGACAAGCGACCGAACAGACGCUCUCGAACCUGCACACCGACGAGACCAGACGCUGGAGUAUAUUAGAGUUUGGUUUAAAUAGCGUAGGGAAUCCGAGAGUCUGCGUCUUGUCACUUUGUGCCUCUAGGGUGUGUGGUUUAGUUCUUUAGUUUUUAAUGGUUUAUUUUUAGCAGGAUGUAAAAUCAAAUCACGGUAAUAUUUGCCUCGCCGUGGAGCAGGCAGCUUUCUCAGGAACUACUCUGACGACUCGUGCGGUCAGUAAAACACAUCGUUAGUCUUUUUUUUUCUUUUCUUCAAGAAAUAUCUCUCUCACUUUUUCUCUCUCUCUUUCGCGAACAGAGACACUAACCGUAUCCUACAACCAGACUUGUACCAUUGCAGUUUCCUGAAUUCAGCAAGUUCCUGCCCGAUUCCAAAACCUCUCUCUCUCUCUCUCUCUCUCUCUCUCUCUCUCACACACACACUUCAUCCUUCAUCACUUCUGUAGCGUUCUGCAUUCAUACAAUCACACUGGUGCUUUCCAGAUGGCCUGAAUGCACAGUUACAUACCAAAGAGCAGCUAACUUACUUUCUGUCUGACUGUAACCAUGAGGUACAGCACAGGCGCCACCUCAGUGAAUUUCCAAAAAUUAUUUUUUUUUUUUUUAACUCCAUACAGAGGCCUUUUUUUUUUUUAUUACACUAUCCAUGUGGCAGCUGAUGCUGGAUCCAGGAGCUGUUUUUCCACCGUAAUCAGACACGAUGUUCUUUAGCGGUUUGGAGAACACAAAACAGGGUGCUGCUCUAACAGCUACAGAUGCCUCCAGUCCACUUCCUCUAUCUGUCCUGUUGAGGAGUAAAUCAACUCCGAGAGCGUAAUCAUUCUUUGUCUCUUGGUGCUUGUGGAUGUUUUUUAGACGAACCACAAUGUUGCCCUACGACCCUCUAUUCGGUUACUUGUUCUGUAUCUCGACCUCUUUAUGCUCGCCGUACAAACCUCGUACGUAAAACUCCUAGCUUCUUGUCUGUCAGGCUUUGUUUCUCUCCGUAAAUAUUUUUAAGCACGUUUCAGGGAAGCACAGAUUUGGUAUCGACUCUACUGUAGAUCCAGCACCAGAUGGGAGAAAAGCAGAUGCUUGGAGAGAUAAUUGAGAGCUGAUGAGUUGCUGACUGACGCUUUAAUUAAAUUAAAUUUAGGUCUGAAAUGAAUCGCUCUGGAAAAUCGUCUUUCCUUUAUUUUUUAUUUUUUUAACACGAAAACACUGAAGGUGCCCAAAGAUGAACCACCGAUGUAGUGUUGUCUCUGAUUUGCUCCUUCUCCCUAAACUCAGGAAGUCCAUUUGUUUUGCCAAACGUCGUCCUUCCUGAAGUGAACCUUCACCACGGUUGUGCUUGUAAAUGCUUUGUGCUUCUCCACGCUGCUGAUGUAAAGCAUGUGCAUCACUGAGAUCUAUGAAUCGAAUACCCAUUUUUCUACCAUGGAGCAGUUUACAGCCUUGAGGCUCAUCGUGGUGUCCUGUGAUGCUUUUUUUUUUUUUUUUUUAAACAGUCAGGGAAAAGUUGCGCUCAAAUGAACCGCUGCUGUUAGAGAAUGCUGUAGUUGCCUUAAUCGCUGGAGAGACCAGGGCGGGUUUCGGGAUUUCUCCAGACCAGAAUGUCGAGGCUCAAAAGGGUUUAUCAACCUGAAGUCCAGCUGCACAAAAUACAAUCAGCGUCACACACCGUGUCAGACAUAUUUAUAUAGUUUAUAGUUUGUUUUUAAACUGGUCUUACAGGUUAUACAUAUGUGAGUAGAUUUUAAAGACCUGGUUUUAAGUGUGUGUGUGUGUGUGUGUGUGUGUGUGUGUGUGUGUGUGUGUGUGUGUGUGUGUGUGUGUGUGUGAGGGAUAGAAAGCAUUUGCACAUCAUAUGAUAUCAGGUUAUAAAAGUAAUAGUUACAUUAGUCACUUUAUCACCCACAGUCUGUCGCCACCAGGUGUUUUUUUGCUGAUCACCAGCCGCUAGAUGGUGCUGAAGUACAAGUUGUAUUGUGUGUGUGUGUGUGUGUGUGUGUGUGUGUGUGUGUGUGUGUGUGUGUGUGUGUGUGUGUGUGUGAAACAGAGUGAGAGAAGCUGCUGGACUGUUUUAAACACGCCCUUGUCCACUUAAUAAUCGUAGUCGAUCUCAGGAACAGAUCUUUACCCAGAAUGCACUACAGUCUCAAACGUAUAGGAACUCUGGCAUCAUCGUCGUGGUGGAGUUGGUCUAAUAAAUCUUACAGAUUUAAAGACAAUUCGUUACGUUCUAUCAAUAAACAUGGACCAAGAACCACCUUUCCAAAUUUCUACACACUUUUAACUUUUUCAACGUUAUGAGAAACGAACAAGAUCGUUGUUCUGUAGACGUUCUCACAAGACGUCUGGCUUUCAGGACAAGCUUUGGUUUUUUUGUUCUGUUUUGUUUUUUUGUCAGAAAACUUGACGGUGAUUUUACAGAAAUAGGCACUUGACAUGCUCUUUUCUUCAAACAAAACGCAGUGAGCUUGUUUGAGUUCAGGGACUGACUCUUUGCGUCACGUUCAGGUUCAGGCUUCCUGCAGAUCUCCAAUCAGCUCACAGCAUCAAAUGUUCUGAAGCUCGAGGCCACAAAUCAGAAUCAGUUAAUACUAAGAAAUCCGUCACACGUCAUACAACGAAGCCCAUUUCUGUACAAUGAAAUUCAGAGGAUAUUUUUAAUCAUCAGAAAUAUCGAGCGUUUUUUUUUUUUUAUCGAGCGAAUCCGAAUGAUUAAUCCAGACAGAAAUCAUACAGGAAGUGAGUCGCUCUGCGGUGUUCUCACCACCACAGAGUUUAAUCUUGAUCCUGUUGACUAAUCUUACUCUUAUUCUGCACUACACAAUCCUCUAUGUUUCAUCAUCAUCAUCAUCAUCAUCGAGGGCGUGUUGAACUCAGGAGCGCUUCCUCUUCACUCAGGAACGUAUGAAAUCACAGCAGCAGCCGUUUCACCACUUCUCCUCAACUCCACAUCUGUCUGUGUAUUAUAUUAGACAUUAGACACAUGCAAAUGGUUUAUGGAAUACCUCAUUUGUCUUCUAGGUGUUUUGUUUUUUGUGUUUGUUUUUUAGCUUAAAGUUUUGAUGCAGAAAUCUGAACAAUGGUCUUUGUGCAUAUUUUUGUACGGUUGUUAUAUUAUAAUGCUGUUAUUGAUAUAAUUCUAAUGAUGAUAUUACUGAUGUUAUCCUCCACUAAUUAAAAUGAGUUUUAGGACAAGACCCAUGUGAAUGCUUGUGAAACCGGUUUGUGCUGAUUGUAUUCAGAAGUGGAACACUUUGUUCCCCAACCAAAAAAAAGUGAUUUUUAUUUUUUAAAAUGUUUUUUUUUUGUUUGUUUGUUUGUUUUUUGUUGUUUUUUUGUUUUUUUUGACAUUCAGGUUUGUUCACAUCAGUAAUAUUAAAUCUGUGGUUCUCAGGGCUUUCCACAUCUACGAUUAUGAUAAAGUUUUACAUUAUAUCUUAA
Molecule: messenger RNA, 6754 nt
Organism: Tachysurus vachellii
Lineage: Eukaryota; Metazoa; Chordata; Actinopteri; Siluriformes; Bagridae
Product: AT-rich interactive domain-containing protein 3B-like
Exons: 9
Coding region: 255-2024 (589 amino acids)
Biological process (GO): regulation of transcription by RNA polymerase II
Cellular component (GO): nucleus
Molecular function (GO): DNA binding
Source: RefSeq, a predicted model, not a curated record